Messenger RNA from Gossypium arboreum, 1353 nucleotides. RefSeq lists its product as uncharacterized. The record is from RefSeq and is a predicted model, not a curated record. Lineage: Eukaryota; Viridiplantae; Streptophyta; Magnoliopsida; Malvales; Malvaceae. The transcript is spliced from 6 exons. Bases 307 to 747 code for a protein of 146 amino acids.
GAAAAAUGCGUAGAAGAAGAUUACGAGAUGUAAGUAUUGUCCAGAAUACUCCAAAUUUGGAAGAAGGAAAUAGUGAACAGCAGACAGUUGUUGGAUCUUCGAAUGUGCCGGAGACACUUGAUGAGCCUGAAGAAUUUCAAACUGAAAGUAGUGGGACGCUUGAGAGUUCGAGGACGUCUGUUGCUUAGAGAUUUAUCGACUUAGAUCCUGUCGAGCGUGUUAAAGUAAGUAGAAAUACUUCGUCACUGUUGGAUCUGAAGCUCGACUUUUAGCAGCUAUUUGGGCAUUUUAGCACGAAAUGCAAAUAUGUUGCCCAUCAACUAUGAAUCAUGGCAUCACAUGCCUGAUAGCAACAAAAAUCAGGCUCUCUCUAAUAUUAAGGAGAGAUUUGCUUUAGAAGUCUUCGAUGAUUAUAUCAAGAAGGCAUUAGGUAAAAGAUGGAGAGACAAUAAAAGCACUUUAAAGAAACAAUAUUUUAAAAAAGACAUAAGCCUCGAGGAAAAAUUGAGAAAUGUCCCGCCGGGAAUGCUGAGGUAUCAAUGGGAAGAUGCGGUUAGAUUUUGGAAUUUAAAGAAAGGAGAGGACCGUGGCGAGUUGGAACAAGCGACAAGCAAAAAUAAAAAUUCACGCUUGGCGAGAGUCGAGAAGUUUUGCUUCAUGAAUGAGGCCGAGGAAGUCAAAUCCGGACAAAAGUUGGACGCCUUGACUUUUGAGAUUACGAUAGGAAGAAAGAUGGAUCUCCUAUGACAUUCAAGUGGAGAAAUUAUGGAGAAACUAAAUGAGAAGAAGGCGGAAUAUGAAGCGAUUGCUUCGAGUGAUAGCUCUUUUAAUCUUGAGAACAUUGAUAACAGAAUUAUCACUGAAGUUUUGGGUCCUGAAAGGUACGGUCGGGUUCUAUUUCAAGGAUCUGGUGUUAUCCCGACCCAAUAUUUUGGAUCCGGCUCCCAGCAAUACAUGCCUUUCGGAAGUCAAGCUCAAGCUAAAGUUCAGAGGUUAAGAGACCAGAUAGCUCAGAUGCAAGCGAACAUGGUUGAGCAAAUUGCCGAGGUUCAACGAAAAUAUGAAGAACUUCAGCAACAACUUAGAGCGGAGGCAGAAGAGAGGGAGGCAGCAGCUGCAGCGGGAGAGGCAGAGGCACGAGAAAUGGUAGCAGAGCAGAGCAAAAAGUACGAUGACCUCCAGCUACAACUUCAGCAGAUGAUGCAUAUGUUUCAGAAAUCGCAAAAGCCGCCAUCUUAGACAUAAGUUUUCUUAUUGUAAGAAUGUUUUUAAGUUUUGUCACGUUUAACAUUAUUGUAAGAAUAUUUUAAAUUAUACUUUAUUUAUUAAUUAUAUCAUAUAUCUUUAGUUAAA